Xenia sp. Carnegie-2017 is the source of this 936-nucleotide messenger RNA. Its product is annotated as golgin subfamily A member 7-like. Lineage: Eukaryota; Metazoa; Cnidaria; Anthozoa; Malacalcyonacea; Xeniidae. The record is from RefSeq and is a predicted model, not a curated record. Gene Ontology annotation, biological process: protein targeting to membrane; peptidyl-L-cysteine S-palmitoylation. The coding region runs from base 198 to 593 and encodes 131 amino acids. The transcript has 4 exons. Gene Ontology annotation, cellular component: palmitoyltransferase complex.
AUGUUUCGUUAUCAAAAUGGCUGCCAAGUAAACAAUUAUAUUUUGUGAUUUUUCUCCUUUGAUUUAUUGCGCUUUGGCUGAAAUCUGUUUCAUUUUUUUUUGUGUAAUUUAAUUGUAUUGAUAAACACAUGUUUCACUUCUUCGAGAUCUAUUUCUCUGAAUAACGAGCGGAUAGCGAGAGAGAAAGCAAAAAAAGUAUGGCUCAACAAAACAUGGUGUUGAAAGUUUAUGUUCAACGUGAUUAUUCACGGGGUACAAACUGUCGUUUCAUGAGUGAGAUGCCUGUAGAAUUACAAGGAAGAAUUGAAGUUGAAAUCUUUCUAAAAACAAUUGAAAGAAUCAAUGAAAUCAUGAAUGAUGCAGAGAAAAUAGGUUGUGCUUCAUAUUUUGAAAACUGUCUUGGUUGUCUUACUGGAUAUCUUAGUUUGUUGUGUGUAGAAACUCAGUAUGAAAAGGCUUUAAAAAGACUAACAGAAUAUGUGAAUCAGCAAAAUGACAAAAUAUUUGUACCUAAAGGCUUAAUGAUCACAAAUCCUAUUGAGAAAGGACUCCGAGUAAUUGAAAUAAGCAUUUUAAAUCUUGGAUCAAGAUAAUGAACAUUUCUUGUAAGGAAUAAUGAACAAAGGUAGAAGAAGGCUUUUCAACUACCAUAUUCUAUGUACAAGGAUACAUUGAGCAAUGAUAUUGGGCAAAUUAUUUGUAUUAUAGACUUCAUCUGCUACAAAUAUUAGAAUUGAACAAUAAUGCUCAAAUAGUAUUAUAUAUAUAUAUAGUACACCAUAUAUUCAGUUAAUUAAUUGCAGAUAUUUUAGCAUUGCAGUUUAAUGUUAAUGUAAAAUCAUGUGCUUUAUACACUGGUAGUAUAGCUCUGUAUCAAAUUGUCAGGGUUUGAAAAGGAAAUAGUUAUCCUAAUGCGAGGGAUUUGCAAAAACCAAA